AUGUCGCCGCCAGGCCCGGGGCGCCCGGGCGGGGCUGGGCCCGAGGCCGGGUCCGGAUCCGAGUCCGGGUCCGUGCUGCGCUCGGUCAACACGCGGGAGCUCUCCGAGGUCGUGUUCAACAACCACAGCCCCCGCUGCGUGCUGCCCGUCUGGCUGGACUUCGAGGGCCGGCCGCGCUGCUACCCGGUGCUGCAGCCGCGCAGCGGGCGCGUCAUGCGCAGCUACCGGGGGCACCUCUGGCUGUUCCGGGAUGCAGGGACCUAUGAUGGGCUGCUCGUCAACCAGCAGGAGCUGUUCGUGGCAGCCCCCAAUGUGACCAAAGCUGACAUCACACUGCCAGUGUUCACCCUGAAGGAGAGGUGUCUGCAGGUUGUGCGCAGCCUGGUCAGCCCCGUGGACUACAGGAAACUGGACAUUGUUCAGUCGCUAUACGAAGAGCUGGAGGAUCAUCCUGACAUUUGGAAGGAUCUUCGGCGGCUCUCUCUGGAGAGGAGUGAAGCACUGAGGAACUAAAUUGUGGAAUAACAGCAUUAUUCACUUCAGACUCCUCAUUACAAACCUCUGAGUGAGCAGUGAGAGUCGCCAGGACACACACCAGCUGAUGCCUCCGUUUAACGUUUUGAAACAUAAACUCAGUAACUUUGGUGACAGUUAAAUCCCAAAGACUGAACAGCACUGGGAGGCAUGCUGGGUUCUGAUGGUUCAGUUAAUUUCUUCAUUGCAGCUAUCGCAAACUGUAGGGUAAGAUCAGGGCAGCUAAAUGGAAAAUAUUCAUACAAAGUAAUUUUCAUUGUAGUAGAAAGCAAAUUACGCCAAGGAUUAAUUUAGCCCAGACUAAUGGUUUUAAGAGUCAUGAGUGUUGUUUGAGUAAUUUGUUUUGAUGGAAUUUCCCUUUCACAUGGUGCCUCAAUGUGCCUGUGGGUCACAGAGCAUGAGGGGUUUGUACAUGAGGUUUGUUUUCUAGCAGUGCCUGAGGGUCUGACAAACGUUACACUGGUGGAAAGAUGAUGUGUAAAUGCUUGCAGGUUAUUCUGCCUCUUACCUUUCCAUGUACAAAACCAUGUCCUAUCAGCUCUAGGUCUGACAUGUUUUUACUGUCAUCAUACCUCAAAUGCCUUAUUUGCCUUUGUCGUAGGAUUCUUGCCUGGCUGAUCUCAGCCCCACAGAGCAGACCCUCAUUUUGGAACACCCUUGUCCCCCACAGCUGCUUCCCCAGCAGCCUGUGCAGGGUUCACAGGAGGUGGAGGCUUUAAGUUCUGUCUUUUCCCCUGGCAGUGCUGUAGUCCAGGUUGUAGUAGGAGGCCUUUUCAGGGAGCGUGGCCUCUUGAGCUGCCUGUGUCUUCUCAGGACCCAUGGGAGCUGUACUGGCUCACACAAGCCAGCUCACAAACAGGGCCGUGCUUGCGGCAGGCUGGAGAUGUAUUCCCCACAUCUCAGCGGAAUGUGCUCUGGUGUGAACACAGAGAGUUCAAAGCAGCGUAGUUUAGUGUUACAUGAAUUGUCCAUCAAGCAAGAUGUGGUGCAGCUCAGGUUAGAAGCAGAUUGGAUAGAUUAACUAAAGCAGGUUAUUUCUGUGAAUAUGUUUCUCUCCAGUUGUACAUUUUGAGAAUAGCUGUGAAACCGAGAAUCUCAAUGUAUUUUGUAAGUAUGCAAUGUCUCCCUAUUUGUAAACUUGUUUGUGUUAUAUAUUUGAAGAAAUUGAUCUUUGACAUAAAAAUGGAAAUGCCUGCUA
Messenger RNA from Melospiza georgiana, 1732 nucleotides. RefSeq names its product von Hippel-Lindau tumor suppressor (gene VHL). The coding region runs from base 1 to 513 and encodes 170 amino acids. The transcript has 3 exons. The record is from RefSeq and is a predicted model, not a curated record. NCBI's taxonomy places the organism in Eukaryota, Metazoa, Chordata, Aves, Passeriformes, Passerellidae.